AGUUUGCACGGCGCGGCGCGUGCGACGGCGCAUCCCUGCUCCUCGAAGCCGGCUUCGUCCCGGCCGCGGUCGAGGCCUACCACCGCGCCGUGUCUGUGGCGCUCGGUGGCGCCGCGGACGCGCCGCUGACUGUCGAGAAGAUCGACGCCUUCAUGCUCGCUCAGAGCUGUGCCGACGCGCUCGAGAAGGUCAGCUACUGCACGGACCCUCUUUUUUCGGGAAACCCGCACGCGCUAGGGACGUCGCGGGACGCCGUCUGUGGAGAAUAUGCGUCGCUGGGCAUCCUCAGUCCCAUCUCGGUCGUGUUCGCGGCACGCGGCGACUCGCCGCAGCUCGCGAGUCUGCGCGAGGCCACGUUCCGUUUGUUGCGUGAGCUCUUCAUGGGAAUCAGCGACCGUUCGCUGGUCGAUGCGUCGCUGGUCACGGCCCUUGGCGCUUGCCUCGGCGGCGGCGAUGAAAAGGCCGCCGCGAGUGCUGUGUGCGCGCUAUUUUCGCUCGUGGACCUCACCGGCAGGGCCUCGGGCCAGGACCUCACCGACGCGGCCUUACAGGCCUUCUGCACGCCCGAAAUGGUCGGUGCCAUCGUAGACAUGCUGGCGCGCGGGCACGCUGUGGCUUGCGGCCACAUCAUCCAGCUCCUGGUCAAGUCGACGCCGCGACGCGCUGCGCGUUCGCGACAAGGCGCGUCGUCGGCGCGCUCCUACAGGUCGUUUCUCUCGACGGCGCCGCGCUCGCGGCCUAUACGGAGCAGUUGCGCGGCAAAGAGCAAUUUUUUCGUGUAG
Molecule: messenger RNA, 782 nt
Organism: Pelagomonas calceolata
Lineage: Eukaryota; Pelagophyceae; Pelagomonadales; Pelagomonadaceae
Source: the annotation of a GenBank genome assembly